ACAAAUUAUCAUCUUCACUUCAUAACUUAACUUCAAAUUGAAAAUUAUCUCUUCCUAUUGCCACUUCAAUCCCCCUAGUUCUUCAUUCUUUCCCUUCUAUUACAAUUUGCAUCAAGAGUUUCUUCUACCUUAGCUCAUAAGCUUCCAUAACAAUAUGAAGAAAAUUGUGCUAAAGUUGGAGAUUCAUGAAGACAAAAUUAAACAAAAAGCUAUGAAGGCAGUCUCUGGCCUCUCAGGGGUUGAGUCAGUUGAAGUAGACAAAGACAAGAAAAUGACCUUAGUAGGAGAUACCGACCCAGUACUUAUAGUGGCUAAGCUAAGAAAGUUAUGUCAUGCAGAAAUACUUUCGGUUGGACCAGGUAAAGAGGAAAAGAAAGAAGAACCUAAAAAAGAUGAUAAAAAGAAGGAAGAUGAUAAGAAAGAUCCACCAAUGAUAAUUAAUCCUUUCAUGUACUAUAGUACACCUACCUCUACCUAUUAUCAUCAGAUGCAACCGCUAUACUGCCGUGCCAUAAGCGUUGAAGAGGAUCCUAAUGGCUGUGUCAUCCUCUAAAUUUUAUAUACUAUGUUUGAUAAAAAAAAAAUUUAAUCAGAAAAAUAAUCAUUUUUUGAGGAAUCAGAAAAAUAAUCAUUAUAUACUUUUUUGAGAGGGAAAAUAAUCAUUGUAUUUGUCGUCUAUCGUUUUGUUUUUUUGUUUUUUGUUUUAUGAUUUGUAAAAGUAGCAUGGUGUAUAGUGUGUCGAUUAUAGUAUGAGGUUUGCGAGGCUCUGCAAGGGUUUUGGAUCCAUCAAUCCACAAUUUAAUAUUAGUAGAGAGAAGUCUUUUAGAA
Molecule: messenger RNA, 828 nt
Organism: Medicago truncatula (barrel medic)
Lineage: Eukaryota; Viridiplantae; Streptophyta; Magnoliopsida; Fabales; Fabaceae
Product: heavy metal-associated isoprenylated plant protein 12
Exons: 3
Coding region: 155-553 (132 amino acids)
Molecular function (GO): metal ion binding
Source: RefSeq, a predicted model, not a curated record